This is a messenger RNA of Striga asiatica, 354 nucleotides long. NCBI's taxonomy places the organism in Eukaryota, Viridiplantae, Streptophyta, Magnoliopsida, Lamiales, Orobanchaceae. The record is from the annotation of a GenBank genome assembly.
AUGCAAGCAUUCAAGAAAAGAAGUGCAAGAAAACAUAUGGAUAUUAUCUUUGGCCAUGAGGGAUCUGAUUUUCUUACCGUACUGCAAAGGGAAGACCAUGACAAUGGGCUGGAUGCAACUUUGGAUGAUGAGGUUUCUACACCAAUAAAGCUACCGAGUCAGCCCCAGAGACGAGACCGGAAAAUUCGCUUCUCGUUCAAGUCUGUUGAAACCCUUGUCCCGAGGGACAGAAUUGAAAGGACGGCCAUGCAUACCUCUACCACCACGACCCCUCGACACAUAGCCACCAUAUCCGCCAUAACCUCUUCCUUGUCAAAAUCUUCGGUGAAUCUCGCUACAGGGCGUGAUGUCUGA